AUGGCACAGUUCCUCAACAACAUGUUUGGAGGUGCAAAGUCGGCGGCGUCGCCUGUUCCGUCUGGCGACUCUGACUUUGCCGACUUUGCGCAGGCCACUGCUGCUGCUGUGUCUGGAGCUGCUGCUGCGGCUGCCUCUGCGGCAGGCACGCCGGCUGUGACGGCUCCUCCGUACACAAAGUGGUACAAUGUGCACGAGCGGUACACGUUGAACGAUUUUCGCAACGAGGGCCUGAUCUUUGUUGUCAUGGCCGUCGUCUUCACCGUGCACCUGAUCGGGUCACGCCGCAAUCGCAGCAAGGCGCAUGCCUGGUUCCGGGCGCACGCCAAGCUGCUCACCAGCGAGUUUGCGCUGGUCGGCUUCGGCAGCGCGCCGCACCCGAUGACCGACCUCGCAGACGAAGCUGCAGCGGUCGAGGAGCUAGCCAAGAAGACGGAGGCGGCCGACCCCAAGACGCUGAUGAAGGAGAACUCGCUGUUCGAGUACGCCACGUACGCCACCGGCCGCCAGAACGUCGCCUUUGUCGAUGUCAAGCUCGAGCUGGUCAAGCGCUUCAACCCGUUUGUCACUUUUGCCGAGUCUAUCCUCUCCUUCUUCAUUGACAGCGUCACGGCGCCCACCGACGUUCUCUCGGCCACGCUCUACUCGUUUGACGGCAAGGAGGCACUCACCGUGCCGCGCUACUCUGCUGUGGGCGUUGGCAAAAGCACCUACGACGGCUUUGUCUGGGCCAUUGUCAACAAGGAGCGCAUGAAGGGCGUACGCGAUGAGCGCUUCGACGUGUCCCUGACCUUUACCAAGGACAAUGCGAAGCUGCCGGCCUGGCUGACUGUGAUGAGCGAGAGCGCCGAGAUCACGGACGCUCUGCUGACCCCCGAGCUCAUCCAGGCGGUCGAGGCUGCCGGUGAGGACCUGGACUACAUCAUCAUCUCUGACCAGCCGGUGAUCAAGCCCGUGACUAUCGACGAGACUGCCCCGCGCAAGCGCGUUUUCCUCAAGUACCGCCUGCCAGCGAACAACAACUACGAGACCCUGCUGCCGAUCUUUGCGUACUUCCUGCGCAGCGCCGACGUGCUUGUGCAGUCGGCCCACCUGCGGCCCGAGGUCUUGCGCAAGGUGAAGAACAUCCGCGAGGAGACCGUGCGGCAGAUCAAGAAGGCCGACGAGGAUGAGAAGGCGGAGGAGCGGGCGCUAGAGCGGGAGCGGCUGCGCAAGCAGAAGCGCGACAACGAGCUCAACGCGCUGGACGCCAAGGCACAAAAGAAGUACCUGGAGCGGGAGCGCGAGAAGGAGAUCCGUCGGUCAUCCAAGAGGACGACGAUGCGCGCAUAG
Molecule: messenger RNA, 1332 nt
Organism: Grosmannia clavigera kw1407
Lineage: Eukaryota; Fungi; Ascomycota; Sordariomycetes; Ophiostomatales; Ophiostomataceae
Product: duf1682 domain containing protein
Exons: 3
Coding region: 1-1332 (443 amino acids)
Biological process (GO): endoplasmic reticulum calcium ion homeostasis
Cellular component (GO): endoplasmic reticulum
Molecular function (GO): calcium ion binding
Source: RefSeq, a predicted model, not a curated record